Brettanomyces bruxellensis is the source of this 3030-nucleotide messenger RNA. RefSeq lists its product as uncharacterized. Lineage: Eukaryota; Fungi; Ascomycota; Pichiomycetes; Pichiales; Pichiaceae. The transcript has a single exon. The coding region runs from base 1 to 3030 and encodes 1009 amino acids. Gene Ontology annotation, cellular component: mitochondrial matrix. Gene Ontology annotation, molecular function: metal ion binding. The record is from RefSeq and is a predicted model, not a curated record. Gene Ontology annotation, biological process: protein processing.
AUGCUUUCACAAAGUACUAGAGCUUUCAGGCAGAAUCUUCUACGUUUACGUCAGUAUGCGACAUCUGUGCCUACUGGAAAGUAUCCAGUAGGAUCUGAGAUUGCGAACUAUGUCGUGGAUAGGGUACAGCAAGUUCCCGAAUUCAAUAUGAUGGCUGUGGAAUUAACACACAAGAUCAGUGGAUCGAAGCACUUACAUAUUGAGAGACAGGAUAGAAAUAAUGUUUUUGGUGUUGUUGUUAAAACCAACUCUCCAGAUGACUCUGGACUUCCUCACAUGCUUGAGCACACAACCUUGUGUGGUUCCGAUAAAUUUCCAGUUAGAGACCCAUUUUUCAAGAUGCUUAAUCGUAGUUUGGCCAAUUUCAUGAAUGCCAUGACGGGACAUGAUUAUACCUACUUCCCAUUCGCAACUACAAACAAAGUUGAUUUUGAAAAUCUCAUGGAUGUUUACCUUGAUAGUGUUUUUCAUCCUCUUUUGAACCAUGAGGAUUUUCGUCAGGAAGGCUGGCGUCUAGAACAUACUGAUAUACAUGACAAGAAAUCACCACUGAAGUUCAAAGGUGUUGUUUACAACGAGAUGAAGGGACAAAUAUCUGAUCCCGCAUAUUACUUUUGGAUCAAUUUCCAGCAAAAUAUUUACCCAUCAUUGCAUAAUUCUGGUGGAAAUCCGGCCGAAAUUGUCAAUAGUUACUAUGAUGAUCUCUUAGAUUUUCAUUCCAGACAAUAUCACCCUUCUAAUUGCUGGACUUACACGUAUGGAAGUCUUCCGUUAGAAACAUCGCUCGGAAAAAUUGAUAAGGCAUUUGCAACAUUUGGUAAAAGAUAUCGUAAAAUGAUGGUUAAGAACCCAAUAAAACUUGAUGAAUGCAAGUAUGUGGAAAUUCCGGGACCAGUUGAUCCGAUGGUGCCUUCGGAAAAGCAGUAUAAAUCCUCUUUGACAUGGUAUGCCGGUAAACCUACGGAUAUCUAUGAAAGUUUCAAAAUAAAAAUAUUGUCUACUCUUCUCAUGGAUGGACACUCAUCACCAUUAUAUAAGGGUCUUAUUGAACAAGGUCUUGGCACGUCAUUUUCAGCAAAUUCUGGAAUGGAUGCAUUAGCUGCUGUUAACCUUUUUUCUGUUGGUCUAAAUGGAUUGACCAAAGAUCAAGCAGCAAAACUUGAAGAUACUGUACUUGACAUUUUAAAGCAAGUACAGCAAUCUGGUUUCCCUGAAAAUAGAGUCAAGGGUAUUUUGUAUCAGUUGGAUCUUGGCAGAAAGAUUGAGAAUGCCAAUUUCGGCUUGAACCUGUUGAGCGCUUUGGCUCCUGGACUAGUCGAUGGAAUUGACCCAUUAAGUGCCAUUAAGUGGAGUGGGGUGUUAGAUAAAUUUAGAAAAGAGUAUAAGGCGGAUGGCAACAAAGUAUUUGCUGAUCUGAUCCAGAAAUACAUGCUUGAAAGCCCAUACUUCAAAUAUACCAUGAGGCCAGAUGCAAAUGUUCCAGAGAGACUUGCACAAGCAGAAGAAAAAUCCCUUAAGGAAAGGGAAGAACGUAUGACUAGUGGAGAUAAAGAGAUAAUUUACAAUAAGGGUCUUGAGUUGGAAAAGUUCCAAAAGAACCAAAAGGAAGAUCUCUCUUGCCUUCCAACGCUUCAUAGUGGUGAUAUUGAACGUGAAGGGCACUUUCCUCGUAUCAAGGAAACAUUAAGACGCGGAUUGUCAGUGCAGUCCAGGAUUUCACCUAAAACAAAUGGUGUUACCUAUUUCCGCGCCCUAAAAUCGCUUUCUGUCAAGGAUAUUCCAGAAAAUCUUAUUAAAUACUUGCCAUUAUUUUCUACAUGUUUGACAAAUCUUGGUACCAAGGAUAAAUCAAUAUCAGAGAUUGAGGAUGAGGUUAAACUAUACACCGCUGGCCUUGGUUCAACAUCAUUUGCUCACUCAUCAGUUUUGGAUCCUAAUGAUGUAUUAUUAAAAUUCACCAUUGACAGUGCAUGCUUGGAUAAAAAUACUCCAAAAAUGCUUUCAAUCUGGGAGAACUUACUUCUCGAAACCAACUUCAGGAAUAUUGAAAAAUUGAAAACAUUGGUGAAAUCACUUGUUAGUGAUAAUAUCAGUGCCAUUGUUUCUAGUGGCCACAGUUUUGCGUCAUCGUACGCUAGCUCGAAACUCACUUCCUUGGGAAAUGUUCAGGAAUCUUUGACUGGUAUUAAGCAGGUGAAAUUUUUAAAUAGUCUCUCGUCAAUAAUGGAAAACGGUGAUAUCGAGAAGGAUGUUGUUCCAAAGCUUGAAGAGAUUGCAGCACACGUGAGAAAUGCUUCAAAUUUCAAGUAUGCGAUAACCUGUGGAAGAGAAGCUUCGAAGGAUAAUGAAAAGGAUAUUCGCAGGUUUGAUAAGACAAUUUCUAGCAACAAAAAGUUUGAGCUCACUCCUUAUGAGGCAAGUCAUUCGAAAGAUCCAGAGCUACCUUUGAAAAAUUCGUUCGUUGAAAUUCCAAGUCAGACGAACUUUGCAUCCUCUGUCCUUAGGGGUAGUGAUUAUUGCUCAAAGGAUGCCGCAUCACUACAACUUCUUUCACAACUUCUAACCUUUAAAUAUUUACACAAGAACAUUCGGGAACAGGGAGGUGCAUACGGUGGUGGAGCAAGCUACGAUGCUUUGAAUGGAUUGUUCUCAUUCUAUUCUUACAGAGAUCCUAAACCAUUUGAGUCAGAAAAUAAGUUUGUUGCAUCAACCGAAUUUAUUAUGGAUAAUAUUUCAACUGGUGAAAUUACGAAUCAAGACCUUGAACAAGCAAAGUUAACUAUAUUCCAAAAAAUCGAUGCUCCGGAAGCUGUUGGUGAGGAAGGUCUACCAUAUUUCAACUUUGAUGUUGAUGAUGAUGCUAGGCAAGAAAGAAGAGAAAAUCUUCUCGAUUGCUCUCUAGCAGACAUUCAGAAUGUGGCAAACGAGUAUUUUGCAUCUGAUAAGGGAAGGGCAAAUGUCAUUAUCGGAAGUGCUGACGCAAAAGCAUCAUCAGAAAACCAAAAGGAUUGGGAAUUCAGUAAGCUAUGA